GUUUUCAUGGGAAGUACCACAUCUAAACUCUCAACAUUGCACUUGAAGAUCGAAAGCCUAGAAGGUGCUGUUGAUGAAAUGGGUCAAACCUUUGCUCUGAAAGGAAGCAACUUUAAUCUUGAAGGUCUUAACAAUUUGAAAGAAAAUCAAAUUGAAUCUUCUUGUUCUUCCCCAAGGCUUUCUACAUGCACACACAGGCCUGCAUCUCAAUACAGGCCUCAAUCCAACCUUUCUUCAACCAGAGUUAAAUUAUUGAAAGACAAAUUAUCAUCUAGAACUGCAUUGAUCAGCUCGACGAAAGACGGUUUAGAUUUAUUGCAUGAUCCAACCAUAAAGCUGAGGAAAAAGGUGAAAGAAAAAGAGGAUCUGAUUUCUGCUCUAACUUCCAGUGUUUAUUCCAAGGAAGAAAACUAUGAGAACGUAGCCGUUGACUGGAGAAUGAUAAAUGAUUAUUUGUGUUCUGGGGACGUGGAAUCUGCAUAUAAGGAGGUUUUGUUGUCCGGUGACGAAGUUAACCUGCUUGAUCUUAUGAACAGAACAGGGCCUAUUCUGGAAAGUUUAAGUCCUGAGGUAGCCACCAAAGUUCUUGGGAUUUUAAGUAGGAAGUUUAUAAAUUGCAGUUUCGUGCACUCCAUGAUUCCUUGGUUGCAACAAGUGCUUGAUUUGAGUCGUUUCCGGGGGCCAAACCAGCCUUUUCUUUCUAAAAAUGCACAGAUGGAGUUUUUGUGUGCAGUGAAGGGCAUGGCAGAUGCUGAGUAUAUUGAUCAUAAAGACAGAAUGUCUAUAGCUCAGUUUGCAGUGAAGUUGAACAAACUUUGGGGUGAGGCUGAAAGCAGGAAAAUUCCUCUGCCGAGGGGUCCCAGUGAAACCAUGAAGAUGGGAAAGAAUGCAAAGGUUUAAAGAGUAUUUUUCUUACAAUUUGCAAUAUGAGGUAUGUAAAAGUAUAUUGGUCUGUUAAUGACAACCUUUAUCUUUUAAUGGCUUUGGACCGCACUGAAUUCUGCAAAAUAUUAAUUGA
Phalaenopsis equestris is the source of this 1018-nucleotide messenger RNA. RefSeq names its product TORTIFOLIA1-like protein 2. Gene Ontology annotation, molecular function: microtubule binding. The transcript has 3 exons. Bases 7 to 900 code for a protein of 297 amino acids. NCBI's taxonomy places the organism in Eukaryota, Viridiplantae, Streptophyta, Magnoliopsida, Asparagales, Orchidaceae. Gene Ontology annotation, cellular component: microtubule. The record is from RefSeq and is a predicted model, not a curated record.